UGAGCUGUCAAUUACAAAAUUCUUGGUCACUUCACAUCUCACAAUAAUAUAUUAUUUUUUGGUUAUUAAAAAAAGGAAAAUGACAAAUUCAAUGUCUAGUGGAUGUUUAGUUUUGGCCAGGUGGUGAUUUAAGUGGUGAAAUGGUUCGGUGGAGGUAUUGCAUUGCGCUGGCAAUGCUGCUCCUUCUACCAGCGAAAACUGAAGACUUCGAUGAAGAUUUAAAAAGUUCGACUUCAAGCAGUAGAAAUGAAGAAGGUGAAGAGGAGGAUGAGGAUGACGAAGAUGACGAAGACGAUGAUUCUGCAGCUGCAGCGGACAAAGGAGAAAGAGUGACAGUAGUACGGCGACCGCCACCUAUCGUACCAACACCUAAAGCACUGACUGUCACUAGAACUGUAAAAAAACGGCCCCUCGAAUGCUAUGUGUGCGCUUACAAAGCCGAGACGCCGUUGAGAGCGUGCUUGGAUCCGACUAAAUACAGAGUGCACACGAUCACAUGUCACAGUGUGGACGACAAAUGCUUUACGUCUGUCAUAUCAAAAGGCAACUCAUACGAGGCGGUGGUGCGAGGCUGCCGCUCUGGCUGUGUUGGCUCACCGGAGACUACUUGCUGCGAGCUAAACCGAUGCAACAACCAGGCAUUUGCGAUGCCCGUGAUAGCACCCCGCACGCUGACUGCAGCCAGUGGCAAAGCAGUCAAGACAAUACCGCCCACAAUACUAUUCUUCGUCACCGUGUUGUUAGUGCUACAGACAGUUGUCAAAGUGGCCUUUGUGUAACCUGAAACGUCCUUCCAUGAGGCACGCAUGAACUUGAAGAUGAAUAUUGCUCUUUCAAUUUUUUUCUACGUAUUCAAAGGAACUUAUCAAAAUAAGUACCUUUUCCAACAUUACCACCGUGACCGAUGGCCGCAUGGUUCGGGUGCCAGUUUAAUGUAUUGAAGGAAGAUACAAAUAUAGGAUUGAAAUCUUGUUACCAAUAAAUUUAUAAAGUACAAGCAUAUGACCGUGUGAGGUGACAGUGAAAAUUUGUGGUGCAUUUAUAAUUAUGAUGUUUUUGUGUAGUGAAGGAUAUUUUUUUGACGUUUGUAUUAAAUUU
Messenger RNA from Spodoptera litura, 1098 nucleotides. RefSeq lists its product as uncharacterized. The record is from RefSeq and is a predicted model, not a curated record. NCBI's taxonomy places the organism in Eukaryota, Metazoa, Arthropoda, Insecta, Lepidoptera, Noctuidae.